Molecule: messenger RNA, 1431 nt
Organism: Debaryomyces hansenii CBS767
Lineage: Eukaryota; Fungi; Ascomycota; Pichiomycetes; Serinales; Debaryomycetaceae
Gene: ALG2
Product: GDP-Man:Man(1)GlcNAc(2)-PP-dolichol alpha-1,3-mannosyltransferase
Exons: 1
Coding region: 1-1431 (476 amino acids)
Molecular function (GO): GDP-Man:Man(1)GlcNAc(2)-PP-Dol alpha-1,3-mannosyltransferase activity; alpha-1,3-mannosyltransferase activity
Source: RefSeq, a predicted model, not a curated record
AUGUCAAAGAAAUUAGGCAAUAAUUCGAAGAAGAUCGCGUUUGUCCAUCCAGAUCUUGGAAUUGGGGGAGCUGAAAGAUUAGUCGUUGAUGCAGCAGUAGGUUUACAAGAACUUGAAAAUGAAGUCACAAUUUACACGUCUCAUUGCGAUAAGAAGCAUUGCUUCGAAGAAGUUAGUUCCAACUUAUUAGACGUAGAGGUCUAUGGAGACUUCUUUCCAACUAAUGUUUUGAAGAGGUUCCACAUUCUAUUUGCUAUUAUCAGACAAUUUUAUUUGGUGCUAGCAUUAAUAUUUACUGGUAAAAUAAAACAAUACGACUAUUUCAUAGUUGAUCAACUAUCCUUUUGUAUUCCAUUAUUAUGCUGUUUCAGUAGACCUGAAUGCAAAAUUUUAUUCUACUGUCAUUUCCCAGAUCAGCUAUUAGCAUUAAAAGGCGGAUUUCUUAAGAGGUUCUACAGGAUGCCUUUUGAUCUCAUUGAGGAAUGGACUACGGGAAUAAGCGAUCAAAUAGUGGUUAAUUCCAAAUUUACCAAAGGUAUUUUCCACAAAACAUUUAAGGGGUUAAAAAAUAUUGAGCCGGGAGUUAUUUAUCCAUGUGUUGACCUUAAUUCAGCGACUGAUACUGAAGAGGACAAGUUGAUGGAUGAAGAGGUGAAUGAAUUCUUUAAGGGCGGUAAGUUUUUCCUUUCAGUUAAUCGAUUUGAACGAAAGAAGAAUAUUGGUUUAGCUAUUCAAUCAUUUGCUAAGUUUAAGGCACAAUUACCCAAAAAUGUUUCGGAAGAUAAUAGAAUAAAACCACGAUUGGUGGUCGCAGGCGGAUUUGAUCCAAGGGUACUUGAAAAUGUGGAAUACUUGCAAGAGUUGAAUGGAUUAUCUGAACUGUUGAACUUGAAAUGUUUCACUAUUCGUGGCAAAUUGCUUAUAAUACCACCUGCUACUGACAUAUUAUUCUUACCAUCAAUUAAGUCAUCAUUGAAGAAAUCUUUAAUUAAAAAUGCUGAAUUAUUAUUAUAUACGCCUUCUUUUGAACAUUUUGGAAUUGUUCCUGUUGAAAGUAUGCUAUUCAAAACUCCCGUGUUAUCGGCUAAUAAUGGUGGUCCAUUAGAGUCGAUUGUUCAUUUUACUUCUGAUAAUAUAGCAACAGCAACUGGCUACUCUCAAGAACCUAAUGAUGAAUUGUGGUCAAAAACAAUGCACACAUUUUACACUGAAUUGGACGAAGCAACAAAGUUGAAAUUGGGGGAAAAUGGGUUGACCAGAGUUCAUGAAUUAUUUCUGAGACACCAGAUGAGUGAAGCGUUUAUGCAAAAUUUGAUUCAAAGUAAUUCAAAGGAUGAAGAGAAGGGAAUUUUAUAUGGUAUCUUAAAAAUGUGGAGAAUUGAAUUGUUAUUUGUUCUUAUUAGUUAUUAUUUGGUGAGAUUAUAUAAAUAG